ACCCUGAGCCCAGGGAACACCUUCUCCAUGCUGGAGGUUCCCCCUUGGACGCUGGUUUACAGGACGGUCCAUGACCUGUUCUACAGAACCAUGUCAGAGAGCCAGGCCCAGAUCAUCAGCCUGCAGCAGGUCCAGGAUAUCUCCCGACAGAACUUCGACCCGCGUGUGGCUUGACCCACUAGGUGUCACAGCCGUAGCGUUUACUUUGCCAUUUUGCCCAGCAAGCUCAUCGCUACUCCGUCAGAGGGCCAAAGGGAGGCCGAGACACUGGGUUCAUGUUCCUGGCUAAGGUGCUUGUGGGUAAAACCUGAUUAGGAAGGAUGGACUACGUCCGUCCCCCCUCGACUCCCCAACCAAACGAGCUCAGGACGGGAUCACUAUGACUCCUAUGUGAAUCGGAUGGAGAAUCCUAAUGUUUUUGUUGUGUUUGACAGCAGUCAGUGCUACCCCUACUACCUCAUCAAGUACAAGGUCCUGGCAAACAAUGGUAGUACUAUGUGA
Coregonus sp. 'balchen' is the source of this 501-nucleotide messenger RNA. Lineage: Eukaryota; Metazoa; Chordata; Actinopteri; Salmoniformes; Salmonidae. The record is from the annotation of a GenBank genome assembly.